Syngnathoides biaculeatus (alligator pipefish) is the source of this 3988-nucleotide messenger RNA. RefSeq names its product protein kinase N1a (gene pkn1a). Gene Ontology annotation, molecular function: protein serine/threonine kinase activity; small GTPase binding; ATP binding. The record is from RefSeq and is a predicted model, not a curated record. The coding region runs from base 538 to 3336 and encodes 932 amino acids. Lineage: Eukaryota; Metazoa; Chordata; Actinopteri; Syngnathiformes; Syngnathidae. The transcript is spliced from 24 exons. Gene Ontology annotation, biological process: protein phosphorylation; signal transduction.
GGUGGUCACGUGACAUAUCCGGCCGCGCUCCCGCCGCGCGUGCCCAACAACGAUGAAUGGCGGGAUGGCGCCGGGGUAGCGCCCACCCGACGUCCACCAUCCGGGGGCACGGUUGUAGUAGUAACAGUAGUCGUAGUACUAGUAGUCGUUGCGAGCACUUGACGCGUUCGUGACUUGCUUGUUCGUGUUGUAAAAUAAUAAUAAUAAUAACAAAAGCGGGCACGCGCACGCCCUGACAGGCGGUGUCCUGCGUGUCACGUGAUCCGACGAAGGGCGCGAGGCGGAUGUUACCGGCAAACACGCACGGAAAAAGAAGAAGAGAGGGAAGAGGAGAAAAAGAAGGUCCACUCUCUGUCCCUAUUUUCACCCCGAACUCGCGCGGAUGUGAGACUUUUUGAGCGGCCGGGCGAGAAGCAAAAGUUGAGACCACGUCCAUCGUUGUUGUGUAUCCAUUGUCGCUCGUUGGCGAAGGGGUGGCGAGGAUAAGCCCCACAUGAGCACAGGUCGUCCGGCACGGACACUGCGACCGGCACCGCGAUGGCCAACGACUCCAUACAAAGUGAUCCGGGCGGGCUGUCGGUACUAGAGCAACUGGGUCUGGACCAGAACUCCGACUUCUCUGACUCAAGUGUGCAGCAGCUCCUGGACGAGCAGCGCGAGAGGAUUCGCCGAGAGAUCCGCAAGGAGCUGAAGAUUAAAGAGGGAGCCGAGAACCUCCGCAGGGCCACCACGGACAAGAGGAACGCUCAGCAGGUAGAUAACCAACUCCGGAGUUCCAAUCGCAGGCUAGAUAACCUUCACGCCCAGCUCCAAGAACUGGACGCUCACAUAGUGGUGAAGGGAGGAGAUGAGUAUAAAGAUGAAUGUCCUCAGUCUCCCGGGACGGAGAGCAGAACGUCAGCCCACAAGGAGCGAAUCGCCGCCCUGGAGAGGCAACUUAACAUUGAGCUCAAAGUCAAGCAAGGAGUUGAGAACAUGAUCCCCAUCUACGCCAAUGGAUCCACCAAGGAUAAGAAGAUGUUGCAGACGGCCCAGCAGAUGCUGCAGGACAGUAAAACCAAAAUAGACAUCAUUCGCAUGCAAAUCCGCAAAGCUGUGCAGGCCACCGCGCAUGACGGCGACACACAGGGUAACCACGACAUGUGUGGGGUGGAGUUGCGCAUUGAGGAGCUGAGGCAUCACUACAGGGUGGAACAUGCUGUUGCCGAGGGGGCCAAAAACGUGCUCAGACUCCUGGGGGCCAGCAAGGUUCAGGACAAGAAAGCUCUUUCCGAGGCACAGUCUCGACUGAGCGAGGCCUCUCAGCGCUUGGACCUGCUGAGGGAUUCUCUGGACCACCGUCUGGCCGAACUACCCGAGGACCACCCCAAGGCCAAUGUGAUCAAAGAGGAGAUGGUGCUCUCCUCCUCACCGGCCUUCAGCUCUCGCCACGGUGCCCCCUACGUAUACAACCAGUACAGCACCCUGAGCAAGCCCUCACCGCUCACUGGUACCUUGCAGGUGCAGCUACUGGGCUGCGUGGGGUUGUUGGAGGCGGUGCCAGGGCGCAAUAAGGGGACUCCUGUCAAUUUGCCCUGUUACUGCCCUGGAGAUACACGGUACUUCAUGAGAGGCAACAAGGGACUCUACAGUCGCAGUGGUUCAGUCAGUGGGAAGACACCGAGUAAGAUGGAGGAGCUCUCAUCUGAGGUGAGCGCUGUGCUCAAGUUGGACAACACAGUGGUGGGCCAGACUGCUUGGAAGACUGUGGGGGAGCAGGCCUGGGACCAGACUUUCACUGUGGAGCUGGAAAGGUCAAGGGAGAUGGAGAUCGCGGUGUACUGGAAGGACUAUCGCUUGCUCUGCGCUGUCAAGUACCUGAAGCUGGAAGAGUUCCUGGACAACCAGAAGCACACAGUUCAGCUGGAGCUGGAACCUCAGGGUCUGCUGCUUGCUGAGGUGACAUUCUUCAACCCCGUUAUUGAGAGGGUCCCUCGCUUACAAAGGCAAAAGAAGGUCUUUUCCAAGCAGCAAGGCAAGGCAUUCCUCCGAGCUCGCCAAAUGAAUGUCGACAUCGGGACGUGGGUGCGGCUUCUACGGAACGCCAUUCCCACUGUUAACAACUCGGGAACCUACAGUCCCAGCGCACACAGCUUACCACUCAAUUCUGGGGAGAUCUCCGUGGAGAAGCUAAGUCUGGAUAGCGACUCGCCGAUAAGGGGCGAUUACAAGCGAGAUGCAGACAUGAACACACCGGAGCGACUGCCAAUCAUCGAGCCCUUUACCCCCUCAGACCUCACCCCUGAGUGCCCUGUCCGAACGCCAUCUGUCAGCAGUAAGCAGAGGAAAGGCCCUCUGUCUCUCCAAGACUUCAGGCUGAUAGCAGUGUUGGGACGAGGCCAUUUUGGGAAGGUGUUAUUGUCCGAGUACAAGAAGACAGGCACCAUGUUUGCCAUCAAAGCUCUGAAGAAAGGCGAUAUAAUAGCUCGUGAUGAGGUCGAAAGUCUGAUGUGCGAGAAGCGCAUCUUUGAGACAGUGAACAUGUCGCAUCACCCCUUCCUGGUCAACCUGUUUGCGUGCUUCCAGACACCGGAGCACGUGUGUUUCGUCAUGGAGUACACGGCGGGAGGCGACCUGAUGAUGCACAUCCACACCGACGUCUUCACCGAGCCUCGAGCCAUGUUUUAUGCUGCCUGUGUGGUUCUUGGACUUCAGUUCCUGCAUGACCAUAAGAUUGUCUACAGAGAUUUGAAGCUGGACAACCUGCUGCUGGACACGGACGGCUACGUGAAGAUCGCCGAUUUUGGCCUGUGCAAAGAAGGCAUGGGUUACGGUGACCGCACCAGCACUUUCUGCGGGACGCCGGAGUUUUUGGCACCCGAAGUCCUGACGGAUACAUCCUACACCAGGGCAGUGGAUUGGUGGGGGCUGGGGGUCCUUAUCUACGAGAUGUUGGUGGGAGAGUCACCGUUCCCAGGCGAUGACGAAGAGGAGGUGUUUGACAGCAUCGUGAACGACGAAGUGCGCUACCCCCGCUUCCUCUCGACAGAAGCGAUCGGGAUCAUGAGACGGCUGCUAAGGAGAAACCCAGAGAGGCGACUCGGCUCCGGUGAGAAGGAUGCAGAGGAAGUGAAGAAGCAGCAAUUCUUCAGGAACAUGGACUGGGAGGCACUGCUGCAGAGGAAGGUGCCUCCUCCCUUCAUCCCCUCCAUCGGCGACAAGGAAGACGUCAGCAACUUUGACGAGGAAUUCACCACGGAGCGGCCGGCCCUGACACCCCCGCGAGAACCUCGCGUUCUCACACGCAAGGACCAGGACAGCUUCCUGGACUUCGACUACGUUUCGGACGUCUGCUAGUGGCGGGGGAUGUUGUUUUGUGACGUGCUCUCACUUCUGCCCAUAUGAUUGUUUCAUUAGAACACUGUGAAUGAAUGUGGAUGACACUGAAGUUGGGUUUUUUUCCUGCAUCUGUGGGCUUUUAUAGGCGCAGGCUGAAGGAGACCGGAUAAAUUAUUGGCUGGAGAAAAUAUGUAGGAGUCAACUCGCUGCCUCUCAUUACCGAUGCCUUACAUUUGUAUUUGUAUCAGACACGGACCAGUAAAGCUUUUAUGUUGUCAAAUCUUUGUAUAGAGUAGCAGGAAGACUCACGAGAUGAUCUGCACACGUACAUGCCUUUUUUUUUUUUUUUUUUAAAGAAUCGAGAAAAAAAAUGACCUCCUGUCAAAAAGUCAACACACUGAGGAUGAAUCCUCACAUUCAGAUAUGAACCUAAAAAUAGACCACAGGGUAAAUGACCACUGUCUUGACGUCAAUGCUGUCGACGUCUUCUUAUUUAUGCUGUACGGAUUUUCACGUGACUGCUUUACAGCAGCGUUUGGUGCAAAAAUUGACUUUUGACAGCUGUAAUAUUGCAAAUACCCUUCACAUUUGUUUCUCGGUUGGAUUCCGUUAGGGUAUAAUAAAUGCAAUAAAACGGUGAGUGCAGUAAGCACACGCCACAAAUACCAGA